CCUGCGCGUAUUCAUGACUCUUGACUUUCAGUGUGCUUCGCUAGCAGACACAUGCAGUUCUGUUCCAGCACCUCACUAAAAUGUUGAAUUCUUUGUGUGUACGUGUUCGUUGAUGACAAUAGACCACACACACACACACAUACACAUAUGUUUAUCAAUAAAUCCCAUAACAUCACCUAAAGUCGCAGCUGUUCUCUGACCGGAGCACAUAGUCAGUGAGGGGGCGACUAGCCAUCAAUGUACACGUCCGUCACACAGCUCAUGAAAUGCAGCGGAAACAUUCUGGAGUGAAAAUAUUUUUGAUUCUUGUGAUCACAAAGUUUUUUUGCUCGACUUUCUCCUCAGCAGAUACAGACGUGUCCUGUCUCUACAUGCAGAGCUGCAUCCUCCCCUGUACUUUAACGAAUGGAGAUGAAUUAGUUCUCCACUGGUUUUAUACAGGAGGAAACCGAAAUGUUCACUCCUUCUACCAAAACCAAGACCAGCUGGGAAACCAGAACCUGCUCUAUAGAAACAGAACCUUCCUAUUCAAAGACCAGUUUCCCAGAAAUAACCUCUCACUUCUAAUAACGGGAGUGAAGCCUCAGGAUGAAGGUAUUUAUAAAUGUUUCAGGAGCUCCACCAAAGGAUUCAAGGAGACAAAUAUUAACCUCAACAUUGAUGCUCCAGGCUCUGACAUCAGAAUCCAUCAGGAUGGAAACAGGAUCACCUGCAGCUCAGAGGGGAUCUACCCUCAACCUGAACUCACCUGGUCCACUGAGCCUCCAUCCAACACGACUCUGCAGACCAGAACCACAGUCCAUCAGACUGAGGAGAAGCUUUAUAACAUCAGCAGCUCUCUGACGGUUCCAGAUGAAGAUCCAGGUUUGUCCUACAGCUGCACCAUCAGAACCAGGAGCAACAGGAAGAAAUUUACUGUGAAGCAACUAUCAGUGACCAGCGCCCCCUACAGGACAACAACCAUCCACUGCUCUGACUCCAACUGGUCUGCAGCCAGCCUGGUCUGGAGGUUCAACAAUCAGAGCAUCCUGAGUCAGACGGAGCCCAGCGUCUCCCCCAGAGUCUCAGAGGCCUGGAGGAAACAUGUGAAGGACGUGUCAAGGUCAGGAAGCCUCACCUUACAGGAUAUGACAUCACAGCAGGAGGGGGUCUACACCUGCCAACUCAGCAACCAAGACGAGACGAUUAUUACAAAGACCUCUGUGAGGAUAAACCAAGUUGAUCCAGUUGUUCAUAACGGCAUCAUCAUCAUCGCUGUUGUUGUUGUUUUGAUCAUUUUGAUCAUC
Molecule: messenger RNA, 1286 nt
Organism: Xiphophorus maculatus (southern platyfish)
Lineage: Eukaryota; Metazoa; Chordata; Actinopteri; Cyprinodontiformes; Poeciliidae
Product: CD276 antigen-like
Exons: 6
Biological process (GO): T cell costimulation; cellular response to lipopolysaccharide; negative regulation of T cell proliferation
Cellular component (GO): external side of plasma membrane
Source: RefSeq, a predicted model, not a curated record